AUGGCUAUGGAGGGUCCAACUCCUGUUUCUUCUUUAUUACAUGCAGCUACAAUGGUAACAGCUGGAGUUUAUUUAUUAAUGAGAUCUUCUCCAAUAUUAGAAUUUAGUCCUAUGAUGUUAGGUGCUUGUCUUGCAUUAGGAGGUAUUACUACAGGUGUAGCAGGAUUAAUAGCUAUUGUAUCUAAUGAUAUUAAAAGAGUUAUUGCUUUAUCUACUAUGAGUCAAAUUGGUAUGAUGGUUAUUGCUGUAGGUGUUUCUGCAUAUAAUUUAGCAUUAUUCCAUUUAGUAUGUCAUAGUGUAUUUAAAGCUUUAUUAUUCAUGUCAGCAGGAGCUAUUAUUCAUUCAGUUAUUAACGAAUCACAAGAUUUAAGAACUUAUGGAGGAUUCUUACCUUUCUUACCUUUAACAUAUACAUGUAUUUUAAUUGCAUCAUUAUCAUUAAUGGCUAUUCCUAGUUUAACUGGAUUCUAUUCUAAAGAUAUUAUCUUAGAAACAUUAAUAGGAUCAUUUGGUUUCUCUGGAUUUGCUAUUUAUUGA
Saccharomycopsis crataegensis is the source of this 537-nucleotide messenger RNA. The record is from RefSeq and is a predicted model, not a curated record. Lineage: Eukaryota; Fungi; Ascomycota; Saccharomycetes; Ascoideales; Saccharomycopsidaceae.